AGUUGCAAAAGCGUUUUUUAUUUCAUGCUUCACGGAAUGACAGCCGCCACACACGAUACAAAAUACAGCAAAGACUGCUUUAAACUUGCUUUUAAAUGCACCUAAGGGUUGAACGCGAAUCUUGACUUACUGGGAUUUGCCAUCUGACGGCUUUGUCGGACAUACAAAGUAGCAAGAAGGCAACACAUGACACUAUUGUAGCAACGACAAAGGAACAUACGAAACAUCCCUCGAUGUCACCUCGAAGGUUGGCUAUCAGAUUUUAGUGUUGUUAUGCAGAGAAUAUCGUGUUGAUUUCAUAAUGUCGGACAGAUACAACGACAUCAAAGAUCGUCUUAAAAACUGGGAACGGAACUUUUUUCAGGAACACAAGCGCAAACCCAGCAAGGAGGACAUUGACAACGCAUCUGAAGACACUAGAAAACUCUACAAGGAAUAUCGGUCCUUGAGGCAAGCCAAAGAAAACAACAAUAACAGUCACCAUGAAGCGCCCACACAAACUCCAGAGACUAACCCAGCUGCCAAGAAGGAGCCAGACUGCUGGGGGGCCCACCUGAGCCGCAAAAAUAUGCCUGUGGCCCCUCCAAAACUCACCCCAAAGGAGAAAGAAUCUUUGCAGGCCUCUGCACAAUACUUUGGCAUGAAGCUGAAGUCAAAUCUUGGCUCUUCAUUCAAGGAGAGGCCGAUGAGCCUGAAAAAGUCCUCCACUCCUCGGAGGACACCCCUGAAGACUUGGAAGGACAGCGGCUGCAGCCAGGAGGAGUCCGGUUCCUCCCCAGCGCCACUCGGUACCGAGCCUGAACCCCCGUUCCCCCAUUCCCCAAAGCCAGCCAACACAUGCCCGAACCCCAACAGCGCCAACGCGGUGCAGACAACCAGCGCCAAGUCGGACCAGGUGGACCGCGGCGGCGACUUGGACGACCUGCAGCCUUUUGAGCCGUUCAAACCCACACCGUCCAAAGCGUGGCGCCCCGUCACGACGCCGGGCACGCCUCCAGCCAGCCUGGCACAGAGGGCGCAGCAGCUGCGGCAGUCCGUGACCCAGCGCCUGUCCUCCGUGGACCAGGGCUGGCUGCAGCGAUGUCAGGUGUUCGAUGAGGUGGAUGACAGCGAGAAGCCUGUGGCGGGAAACUCUGCGGUGGAUCCUGGCAAGGUGAAUGGCGGUGGCGUCCACUCUUCUCCUCUUGGCAUCAACAACAGCAGCAUCAGCAGCAUGAGCUCUGCUGCAGAUGCCACCACCAGUCAGACCCAGCCCACAGCGGCCCGUGUCAUGGAGGAGGAUAAGCCCCCUGGUCCCAGGGGAGGCUCGGCGGUGGCGGUGGCUGCUGCUGUUGCCAGGAACGCUCAGGGCCGUGCGAGGCCUCCAGACGACAGGCCGCAGAAGAACCAGGAGAAGAGGGGUGGCGUAACGUCUCGGGCCGAGGGAGCUGCUUCGCUCUGGGACGCGGGCCACAGCGGCGGCUCCUCAUUAGGGCCCGGCGAUGGGGAAACCAGACCUGGCCGCCCCGGGCUCGGAGCACAAGUGCAGGAGGAGGGGGAGGAGGAGGAGCGGGUCAAAAUGGAAGAGCAGGCCAGUGGCGGCGUCAGCACCGCCAAGAAGCGCCGUGGGGCGAGAGCCAGGAAAGGCCGAGAAGAUGGCGAGGGGAUGGAGGAGGAAGGGCGGACAGGAGAGAUGGGGGAAGAAGGAAGCCAACCGAAGGGCUCGAAAGGGGGGCGCAAAAGGGCCCAAAAGAGGCCGAGGGACGAGUACGACUUUGAGGAGGAGGAAGGUGGGAAUCGGACACCAGCAACGGCCGCCGGCAACGACGGCGAAGAAAAGCAGCAGGGAGCAGCCAAGAAGAGGAGGAGAAGAGCCACAAAAAAAGAGGAGGAGGAGGGAGGAGAGGAGCACGGCGGCGCAGACGGCCCCGGAAAAAAAGCAGCUCGAGCACCACGUGGGCGGAAAGCGGCAAGAGCCAAAGGAGGAAACGGAGGAGACGGACACGGCAGCGACCCCGAACAGGAGGAGGAGGAGAAGAAGAGAGGAGAAAAGCAGAAGCCCCAGAGGGUCCCGAAGGAGAACCUAAUGGGGGAGCUGGAGGAUGAGCAGGAGGCCAGGGCUGCGGCCUCCACCAGGGUGAAGAACACGGUGCGGCCCAGAGGGAUCAAGAAUUCGGACUCAAACUUUGUCAAGAUCAACCUAAAGAAGAAAUCUCACGUCAAAGGGUUUGCCUUGCGGGGCGCUGCACUUCGGAAACAGAUGUACAUGCAGAAGUUCCAGCUGAAGGGCGAACGAUUUGGGGGCUACGGAGGUCGAGGCCGAGGCCGUGGGGGACGCUUUGGUGGCUUCAAUCGUCAAGGAGACACGUGCUACAAGUGUGGUGGCACUGGCCACUGGGCCAUGGACUGCAAGGGAAAAGUUCCAGCUCCUGGGGUGGUCGGUGCCAGUGCCAGUGCCGGUGCCCCUCCAGAGGAAGAAGAGGAGCCAUUCGAGUUGCCCACCCUGGAGGAGGUUGCCCGGGCAACGGGCACUCUUCGCUCCGAGCCCAUAGUGGUAGCAGCACCAAGUGUGAAGGAGGAAGAGGAGGAUGGGGACGAAGGCCAGGGUAAGCAGGAAGAGACCCUAUUGAACGUCAUCAGACCGGACUACGAGAAGCCACCGCCCCCACCCCCAAUGGAGCCCCUCUACGGCCUCAACGACGAAGGCAAAGUCAGAGCUGCGCCAGAGGAAGUCUUCUCGGCCCUAAGAGACUUUGGAUACAAAUCCUUCAGGCCGGGCCAGGAGGUGGCCAUAAUGCGAAUCCUAUCUGGCCAGUCCACCCUGGUGGUGCUCUCCACGGGGAUGGGCAAGUCCCUGUGCUACCAGCUCCCGGCUUACCUCUACGCCCAGAGGUCCAAUUGUAUCACGCUGGUGGUCUCUCCUCUGGUCUCCCUCAUGGACGAUCAGCUCUCAGGUCUGCCUCCCAAUCUUAAGGCUGCAGCCAUUCACUCCAACAUGAGCAUGAAGCAGAGAGAGGCAGCUAUAGAGAAGGUGAAGGCGGGCCAGGUGCAUGUGCUGCUGCUGUCCCCCGAGGCCCUGGUGGGCGGGGGCCACUCCGGCUCCGGCUGCCUGCCCCCUGCUGACCAGCUCCCCCCGGUGGCCUUCGCCUGUAUUGACGAGGCCCACUGCGUCUCGGAGUGGUCCCACAACUUCAGACCCUGCUACCUCAGACUCUGCAAGGUGCUGCGUGACCGUCUGGGUGUGCGUUGUCUGCUGGGUCUGACGGCCACGGCCACCCUCUCCACCGCGCUGGACAUCGCCCACCACCUGAACAUCAGCGACCAGGAGGGCAUCGCCGUGCGCUCGGCCGCCGUGCCACACAACCUCCAGCUCUCCGUCUCCAUGGACCGGGACAAGGACCAGGCCCUGGUGUGUCUGUUGAAGGGGGAGCGGUUUGGUGCUCUGGACUCCAUCAUUGUGUACUGCACCAGGCGAGAGGAGACCACGCGCAUCUCCGCACUACUGCGCACCUGCCUGCAGGGGGUGACGGUCAAGGAGUCGGCCGUGCCCCGCAAAGAGGACGACGACAACCCAGUGGGCAAGAAGAAGAAAGCUCUGGCCAGGAAGAAGAUCCGCAAGCCCCUCAAAUGGAUUGCGGAGGCGUACCACGCGGGCAUGUCGGCGUCGGAGCGUCGGCGCGUGCAGAACAACUUCAUGUGCGGCGAGCUACGUGUGGUGGUGGCCACGGUGGCGUUCGGUAUGGGCCUAGACAAGUCGGACGUGCGGGGCAUCGUGCACUACAACAUGCCCAAGAGCUUCGAGAGCUAUGUGCAGGAGAUCGGCCGAGCGGGCAGGGACGGGGAGCCCGCGCACUGCCACCUCUUCCUGGACCCCGAGGGCGGGGAUCUGCACGAGUUGCGGAGACACAUCUACUCAGACACUGUGGACUACAUCACCGUCAAGAAGCUCGUCCAGAAGGUCUUCCCAUCAUGCAAGUGCAGACAGAUUCACGAGAAGCACCAGGAAAUGGCUAAGGCUAUGGAAGUAGAUGACGAGGAGAUGAUGGAGCUGAUGGAUGCGUGUGAGGGCGUUCACGACAGCCAAGCACAGCAGCAGCCAUCAGAGGUGACCACGUCAGACCAAAGCACAGCUGUUAAGAUGGAUGCCAUGGAGACACCUGAGCAGACCUCCACCUCCACCACCAUCACCAGCAGUGAGGAGCAGACCUCCACCACCAUCACCAGCAGUGAGGAGCAGAAGCACUCGCUAAAUCCGACCGAGAACCCACAACCCCAUCAACAGACCUCUUCCUCUCAAGCAGAUGAUGACAGGGAGGGCAUGGUUAAGACACCUGGAGGUGACAUGGAGGAGGAGGAGGAGGAGGAGGAGGAGGAGAUGGUGGAAAAAGACUUUGUAGUCACACAGAGAGUGUGUCACACCCAUGAGAGGGCCAUUCCAAUGCAGGACGUAGUGGAGAACCUGGACAUCACAGAAGAAGGUGUGGAGACAUUGCUGUGCUACCUGGAGCUGCAUCCUCAGCAGUGGGUGGAGCUACUGCACCCCACCCUCUCCGUCUGCGACCUGCAGUGCUACGGAGGAUCGCAACAGCUGCGCAAGCUCACCAAAAUCUGUCCCCCUGUGGCGGUGGCCCUGGCGCGUAAGAGGAUGGCCGGGGAGCGUGUGGAGUCCUGCAGCUCUCUGGAGUUCGACGUGGUGGAGCUGGCGGACACUAUGGGAUGGCAACUGCACCUGGUCAAGAGGGGACUCAGGCAACUACAGUGGGGCUCAGGGUUCUUCGGUGGUUCAGGCCGGAGCGGCGUCCACGUGGAGUUCAGCCACCUGUCCUUCUACUUCCGUUCCUAUGGCGACCUGACGCCCGACGAGAUGGACCGGGUGUGUGCCUUCCUCCACGGCCGUGUGCAGGCCCAGGAGAGGACCCAGCUCUACCAACUCAAGGCCUGCUUCAAAGCCUUCCGCAGUGUUGCGUACCGGAGCUGCAGCUACUGUCUCGAGGAGCUGGAUGAGGAGAGGAGCCUGCGGCUGAAGGAGCUACUGAGCGAGUACUUUGACAAGAGGAGGGACCUGGACCUCAGCAAGGAGUACCAACAGGACCAGGAUGAAGACGAGGACUCGCUCAUCAAACUCAAGAUGAAGGAUUGGGAGGGCCAGAUCCGUGCCGACGUCCGAGGGUUCCUGGCCAGCCGCAGUGACGAGAAGUUCUCCGGGCGGGCAGUGGCACGGAUAUUCCAUGGAAUUGGGAGCCCCUGCUAUCCUGCCCAGAUCUUUGGCAGGGACCGCCGUUUCUGGAGGAAAUACAUUCAGUUCGAUUUCAAUGAAAUCAUCCGUCUUGCCACACAAGAAAUAAUAAGGACCAAGUGAUGACAUGGGAUGAGCUGAGCUGUGCUGCAUGUGGCACUUUUGAGUCACCCUUUUGCAUUUUGUGAGCUUCUCACUGGACUGUGUGUGUGUGUGUGUGUGUGUGUGUGUGUGUGUGUGUGUGUGUGUGUG
Molecule: messenger RNA, 5467 nt
Organism: Engraulis encrasicolus (European anchovy)
Lineage: Eukaryota; Metazoa; Chordata; Actinopteri; Clupeiformes; Engraulidae
Gene: recql4
Product: RecQ helicase-like 4
Exons: 24
Coding region: 302-5338 (1678 amino acids)
Biological process (GO): double-strand break repair via homologous recombination; telomere maintenance; DNA replication
Cellular component (GO): chromosome; cytoplasm; nucleus
Molecular function (GO): zinc ion binding; 3'-5' DNA helicase activity; nucleic acid binding
Source: RefSeq, a predicted model, not a curated record